This is a messenger RNA of Miscanthus lutarioriparius, 2661 nucleotides long. The record is from the annotation of a GenBank genome assembly. NCBI's taxonomy places the organism in Eukaryota, Viridiplantae, Streptophyta, Magnoliopsida, Poales, Poaceae.
AUGUUAAGGUCUCUCUCUUUGCUCCUACUCCACUCAUCGCUCCACUCCAGGCCGACCCCAUCUAGACUCCUCACUUCUGCCGCCUCCUCCGGUGCCCUAGGCGGCCGCGCGCAUGGAACCGUCUCUGCCGUGCUGGAGAUCGUCGGCCCCAUCGAGCUUCUGUUCCCGGCCUUCGAGGCGCGCCUCUAUGUGCGCCUCGUGCGGCGCUGCGCGCGCGGCGCGCUCGCCGCGGGCGCCGCCGCUGCCCACGCGCACAUCGUCAAACGAGGAUUUGCGUCCGACGUGCUCGUAUCCAACGUCCUGCUGGAUUCUUACGCCAAAGGAGUCUCUCUUGCAGCCGGGCGCCAGCUGUUCGACGAAAUGCCGCACAGGGACGUCGUGUCCUGGUGUACCGUCAUUUCCGCGCACGUCAGCCGCGGGAUCUUCGUCGAGGCCAUCGGAUUAUUCAAGGACCUAUUGUCCUCUGAUCAGGUGAAGCCAAAUCGGUUUGUCAUCUCAACAGUACUGAACGCCUGUGCCAAGUCGGGUGUCAUGGAGCUUGGGCUCAUGGUGCAUGCAUUGGUGGUCAAGUCUGGCCUGGGUGUCGACAGGUUUGUGGAAGUUGGAUUAGUGGACAUGUAUGCAAAGUGUGGUAAUAUGGGUGAUGCUUUUAGGCUGUUCAAUAAGAUUCCGAUGAAGAGCUCUGUUGCUUGGAAUGCAAUGAUUUAUGGUUUUGUCGAGAACAGUUGUUUUGUGGAGGCUGCUGAGCUUUUCCAGGAUAUGCAUAAAAUUGGCAUGGCAAUGGAUGUGGUGACAUUGAGGGUAGUAGCCGGUGUUGCUGCUAUUCUUGGAUCAUUUGAUCUUUCUAGGAAUAUUCAUGUUUAUGCUCUUAAAAUGGGCUUGGGAGUAGAUUGUUUUGUUGUGUCUGAGCUCAUCAAGUCAGCCGGGAGGGUAGGUGAAACUCAGUACAUUGGAAAGCUUGUUGCUGCAGUUAGAAAGCGUGACGGAUCUUUGUAUUCUUUGGCUAUUUCAAGCUAUCACUCAAAUGGUUGUCAGGAUGAAGCAGUGAAACUUUCAGAAAAGUUUCUUUCUUCAGGUCUCAGCUUAAGGGAAGGAGACAUGGUUACAGUGCUUGGCAUAUGUCAAAUAGAAGAGGAGGUUCGACAAAUGCAUGCUUUUACUCUGAAAACCGGAGGCUUCUGUUAUACUAAUGUAUGCAAUGCCCUUAUGUCAGUAUAUUCUGAACUUGGAUCACUGAUGUGUGCGGAAUCAAUCUUCAAAACUAUGCAAUCACCAGAUGUCGUAUCAUGGUCUGGAGUGAUGGCAGGCUGUAUCAAGAACCUCCAAUUUGAGAGAGCGUGCAGUUACUUUAGGCAGUUAAGCAACACUGGAGCACCGCUAGAUCAGCAUUGUGUUGUUACCGUCAUAAAUGCAUGUACUGGUCUUCAGGACUUGGAUAAGGGGAGGCAGAUACACUCAUUUGCUCUUAGACUUGGGCUACUGCUUGCUGAUUUCGUCAGUGCAUCCCUAGUAAACAUGUAUGCAAAAUGCCAUUGCAUUGAGGGUGCUGCUGAGUUAUUCACCCAUGCAUUGUUUCCACGGAAUUUAGUUGUAACUAAUGCCAUGCUCUCUGGAUAUUGCUGGAAUUUCCUGCCAGAUAAAGCUCUGCUGCUAUUUUGCAGGGAAUAUCAGUUUGGUCUGUGUCCUGAUCGAUUCACUUUCUCAACUGUUCUUGGUGCAUGUGCUGAUAUAAGAGCAAAGCAGGCUGGCGAGCAGAUCCAUGGCUACCUUGUAAAGAUUGGUUCUGAAAAUCUGGAUGUCAUUGUUGGAAAUGCUAUCAUAGACCUUUAUGUUAAGUGUGGAUGCAUUUCUAGUGCCUGUAGAUUCUUUCAUAGCAUGAAGAGUAGGAACAUCAAUUCAUAUGCCAUGUUAAUGUUGGGUUAUAUUCAGAACAGAUGCAGUGAUGAAGCUCUUCAUCUUUUCUCUAAGAUGCAGCACAGUGGACUGCGUGCAAACCGUGUCACCUUUGCAAGAAUCUUACGGGGAUGUGGCGAUCUUUGUGCUAUUGAUUUAGGAAGACAACUGCAUGCUUCCAUCAUAAAGAUGGGUCUGCUUUCUGAUGUAUAUGUCACAAAUGCACUUGUGGGAAUGUACAAAGCAUCUGACAUUCAGACUGAAUCAAGAAGAAACUCUGAAGAAACAUUGGCAGGAAAUGUUUCAGAACAGGAUACCACAGAUAGUUUCAGUUCAGAACAAAGCUAUGUGAGCAGCACUCUUGAAGAACUUGGACUGUUCACAUUGGAUGAAGAGAAUGACCAUGUAACUUCUGCCAAUGCGUGGAAGAUCUGCACUGGUUCUGCUUCUCAAUUCUAUGGAACUCCACUUCCCAUUCAUGUGGAUGGACAUGAAUUUGGAACCAAUAACAACAUAGGGAAUGUAAACAAUGUCAAGUACAAUGGGAAUAAGCUUUCGCUAAAUUACAAAAAUUCCAGCUACAAGGGAAAUAUAAAUGGAUCUGUUAAGUUAUGUAACUUGUUGCAAGAGGACAGCACCAAAUCUGAUCACUUUGUCCUCAUUAUUUUUGUUGAUAGUAGGAAUUUAAAGAUGAGGGAUGCAAGAUUUAUUAAUGUGGAACCGCUGAAAAGAUAUGGUGAUGUCCCUGCACUUGGUUUUCCUCCUUGA